UCAGGUGAGAAUAUCAGUUCAUUCUAACCCUAAUUUCCUUUAAUUCUUCAAUACUCAAAACCCUAAUUACCCACACUUUAUUUGCUCUUUCUCAAUUCUCCACAUAUAUGAAUCUGAAAUCUAUCUGAGUGCCAUUGUGGAUUCCAUUCUCGUAGAUAUAAUAUUCUGCACUUCUGUAUUGAUUUUACUUAAAUAGACAAUUUAUAGUUUGAUUUUGAAGAAAAGGCAGAUGUUUGGGUGUUAAUUUGAUCUGCGUCUCUUGAAUUUGGUGAGAUUUGAGUUGGGUUUUAGCAUAUUGUGAUAAGGUUCUGAUUUUUAAAUAAAACCCAUGAUUUUCGAGCUUCACUGGAGCUAUAGUAUAUGGUUUGUAGUGUAGAAGUCGCCAUGGUGAUCUCAAUAUUGAGUGUUCUGAUAAUUGAGAUUCAUUUAAUACAUAGUGAGGGAGAAUCUUAGAAGGAAAAGGUUAAAGUGUUGUUACAGAUGGGGAAGCCACUGUUUUAUGAGAUCUUGGAAAAACCAGCUACUAGUUGUAUAAUUGGGAUAUGCAGCGCCAUAUGGUUUUAUAUUCAGAAGAAAAACAUUGGGUAUUCACAUGUGGGCUUAAGUUAUGAAACUGCCAUUGAAGGGCACCAUUGGAGGAUAAUUACUUCGGCUUUUUCACAUAUUAGUGUUCUUCAUCUUGUUUUCAAUAUGAGUGCUUUAUGGAGUCUUGGGGUAGUAGAACAGUUGGGACACAUGGGUCUUGGUAUUGCAUAUUAUCUUCAUUACACGCUUGUGUUAGUCGUCUUGUCUGGGGUGUUAGUUUUGGGAAUGUACCGUAUAUUGAUACAGAGAUUCAAGGUAGACUACUUUCGGAGAGUGACAGCUGUUGGAUAUUCCUGUGUUGUUUUUGGGUGGAUGACAAUUCUUUCCGUGAAGCAACCGUCCUCCAAAUUGGACCUUUUUGGGUUUCUUUCGCUUCCCAUCAGUUUCGCACCUUUUGAGUCGUUAAUCUUUACAUCCAUUAUAGUUCCACAAGCUAGUUUUCUUGGUCAUUUAUCGGGAAUUAUUGUUGGAUAUUCUAUUGCAUGGGGUUUGAUUCAUGGGAUGAACAAUUUCUGGGCAAUCUCAAUGCUGGGAUGGAUUGUGGUCAUCUUUAUGUUCAGUUUAAAACGAUCUGGUGCCUAUGAUUUUAGUUUUCUUGAGAUUGAAUCUGUUACAGAUGCUUCAUUGCCUUCUGUGCGGUUUCUUGGGAAUGGCAGAACCUUGCAGAUGAGUGCAUUACCACUUGAAGGUGUUGAAGUUGUUUAAUGGAAGAGACUUUAUCCCUUAAAACAGGUUGACUAUGGAAGAAUCUUUUCCUUAGGGAUUAGGACACAAUUCAUUGUUACCCAGAUUUGUGUAUGAGGUUAUCAGCCAUCAUCUUCCCCCUACCACUGUGUAUUGGUGAUAUUUUCCUUAAUUCCCUUUGCAGAUUCAUUGGUCUCUCGAAUCACAUAAUUUCAAUUAUAAACAGCUAGUUUAUUGUCAAACACAUUUCAAGUAAUAUAUAAAUGAAUUUGCUUGCAGAA
Molecule: messenger RNA, 1550 nt
Organism: Ricinus communis (castor bean)
Lineage: Eukaryota; Viridiplantae; Streptophyta; Magnoliopsida; Malpighiales; Euphorbiaceae
Product: RHOMBOID-like protein 13
Exons: 1
Coding region: 481-1290 (269 amino acids)
Cellular component (GO): membrane
Molecular function (GO): serine-type endopeptidase activity
Source: RefSeq, a predicted model, not a curated record